AGAGAGAGAGAGAGAGAGAGAGAGAGAGAGUCAUGGAUAGAGGUAGCCCGACCAUAGACACAUAGUAGUGGUGUAGCUACAUUGGCAGCGACAACUAUGAGAGGAGAUAAGUUUGCAGGUUAAGCUAGGCUGGUUGGCAGCCGUUGUGGCAUUCUGGGAGAAAAAACGAAAAACCGUUGGACGUCGAGAGGUCGCGGGUCCGUGUUACUGGUAAAAUAACUGGUGGAGACACACGGCUCGGGGACAGCGCGCAGCCGCGGCAGCAGCAGCAGGAGCAGGGCGAGUGUCUGAGUGCUCUGGCGGCGGUCCCGCUGCUAGCGAAACAUGAACAAAAACCACCGAGUGCCGAGCAACCGUUCUCUGAGUGCCGUGGAGGUGAAGAGCAAGUUUGGUGCCGAGUUUCGUCGGUUCUCGCUGGAUCGGUCGAAGCCCGGCCGCUUUGAUGAGUUCUACGGCCUCCUGCAGCACGUGCAUCGCAUCCCCAAUGUGGAGUUGUUGGUGGGAUAUGCUGACGUACAUGGUGACCUGCUGCCCAUCAACAAUGAUGAUAACUACCACAAAGCCAUCUCCACUGCCAGCCCUCUACUCAGACUGUUCCUGCAGAGGAAAGAGGAAGCUGAUUACACGUUUGGUACCAACUCGCUGACCAGGAAGAAAAACACGGUGCUUUCGGCCGUUCUUCUGCGGCCUGACCCCAACAGGAAGAAACCACCAGUGAUCAUUAGCCUUCCGAGGGACUUCCGCCCCGUCUCCUCCAUCAUCGAUGUGGACAUCCUCCCUGAGACGCACCGACGUGUUCGUCUGUACAAGCACGGCCAGGAAAAGCCGUUGGGCUUCUACAUCCGCGAUGGCUCCAGCGUACGGGUCACUCCACAGGGCCUGGAGAAGGUUCCGGGGAUAUUCAUCUCUCGCAUGGUGCCUGGCGGGCUGGCGGAGAGCACCGGCCUGCUGGCAGUCAACGAUGAGGUGCUGGAGGUGAACGGUAUCGAGGUGGCUGGGAAGUCUUUGGACCAGGUGACGGACAUGAUGAUCGCCAACAGUCAUAACCUCAUCAUCACCGUGAAGCCUGCAAACCAGCGGAACAAUGUCGUUCGCAGCGGAGGAGGAGGCGCGGCGUCUGGGAGCUCAGGACGCUCGUCGGACAGUGGUGCCAGCUACUAUGGCUACUCAUCGCACGGGGGGGGCGGUGCCCCGGCCUCCAUGCCGUCGCACAUCAUCCAGAACUUCCCUGUCGGGGAGCUGGAGAGCGACGAGGACGACGAGGACCUGGUGAUCGAGGCAGGCGGCGAGGCUGAGCCCAUCAGACGCGCCCCGUCCAACUACAGCAUGCCCUCGCUGCCUCGCUACGAGCCACACCUCAACCUGCGCACUGGCGCCACCUCCACCUCCACCCUCUCCAUCAACGGCAAUGGAACCCUGCCAGCCAGCGGCAGCAGUGGGUCCCUAAGCAACGCCAUUUCGACCACGCCGUCCCUAGACAGAGCCAUUGAAAGGCGAAGUCUGGAGGAGGACGGCACUGUUAUAACUCUGUAGGCUGGGGAUUCACAAACUGAACACUGGAAACCAGAUGGUCAAACACUUCUACUCACACUUGUGGGAGUCGUGGAUCAGCUGAUCAAACUUGGGAACAUCCUGCAUCAUCAUAAUGAGAAGCACAAUGAAGCGUGUACAUAAUGAAUGGCAACAUGACACUGACAUGUAAAUGUUUGUGCAUUUACACAUCAAACACUGCACUCCAUACGUCUCUCCUGUACAUGCCAAUGACCACGGCUGUGUGCCAUAGCGGUGCCCCCCCCCCUUAGCCUUCACUUCAUUUGUAAAAACACUACAUGCACUUGUUUUUAACCGGGAAGCUGUUGUUACGCUGAGCUUCCACAAGAGGCCAGACAUGAGACACCCCAUCAUGAGUCCCAUAAGUAGAUGAAGGUAGAAGUCCUGUGAACAAGUUAAUCUCCCCCCCCCCCUCCAUAACAAACACACACUGAAGCAGGUGUUUAGCUCAAGCAUUUGUUGACAAUCUGUGGUUGUUUUUUUGCCUUGUCACCCCACCCCCCCGCACUCCACUAUGACCACCUCCCUUCCCUCAGGUGGCCGCAGCAUGCAGUUGAUAAACAGUUGUGGUACUUUCAACACAACGCAUUACCACAACAAUCAACCAAGUGCUGAGAUCUGCAAUAAUACUGUUGUUUUUAUUCAAGG
This is a messenger RNA of Etheostoma spectabile (orangethroat darter), 2199 nucleotides long. RefSeq names its product par-6 partitioning defective 6 homolog beta (C. elegans) (gene pard6b). The coding region runs from base 325 to 1533 and encodes 402 amino acids. Gene Ontology annotation, molecular function: protein binding. Gene Ontology annotation, cellular component: nucleus; cell cortex; apical plasma membrane. The transcript is spliced from 3 exons. The record is from RefSeq and is a predicted model, not a curated record. Gene Ontology annotation, biological process: regulation of cellular localization; centrosome cycle; establishment or maintenance of cell polarity. Lineage: Eukaryota; Metazoa; Chordata; Actinopteri; Perciformes; Percidae.